AUGGGGAGUCCGGGAGUGAGCAGCCGCCCCGCGAGCCGCAGCGGCAGCGCGGACAACAGCCGCAGCAGCAGCUGCGCGCGCGACGCGUCUUCCUCGUCUACGCCUCCUCCUUCCACGUUCAGUUCAUCGCGACUUCGCGCGCAGGCCGAGCGCCAGGCGGCCGCAGCUGCGGCUCAGGCGGAGACCUCCUCCUCUUUCUCUGCCUCGACUCGCGGCGGAGGGAGCUCCGGGUCCACCAGCGGCACGUCCUCAUCCGCCUCUUCCUCCUCGUCCUCUUCGGCGUCUUCGGGAAGGAGCACCAAGUUUGUUGGGUCAUUUUUCAGUCAUGGGAGUUCUGGCAGCGGCCGCUCGAAGCGCGGCGGGAUGUGGUGUUACAUCUGCCGCGACUCGAUGCAGCGAGGCGAAGAGAAUACCGUGGAGUGUACCGUUUGUCCGAAGCGAUUUCACCUCGAGUGCCUCCAGCAGGAGGGCGUGAUUCAGCCGGGGGAGCGCGUCUCGCUGGACGACUGGAUGUGCCCGCAGUGCCUCGAGGAGCACGAGGAAGACGAGAUCCAGAACGACGAACGCUGCUUCAUCUGCAAGCGCAAAGAGCCGGAAGACGAAGAGGAAGACCGGCUGCUCAUGUGCGACGGAUGUCCCAACAGCUACCACAUGCGCUCCUGCUUGAAGCUCACCAUCGAACCCGACGAAGAAAAGUGGUUUUGCCCCGAGUGCAAUCCCUCGGGGUUCAAGCAGGACGAAAUUCGGCGCCUCGGCAGAGGGCGCGCAGGCGCGGGAGGCACAGAGGGCAGGGGAGAGAUUGUCAACUCGUCCACCUGCUACGUCUGCCAGCGACCUGGAAAACUUCUGGGGUGCGACUUCUGUGUCAACAGUUUCCACCCGACCUGCCUGGUUGAUGUCGAUUGGGACGCCAUCGGCGAGGAGUGGGAGUGCCCAGUGUGCAAGGGCCGCGACCCUCUGGCGAACCAAAUGCACAAGCGGUGGUCGCGGGCGGAGAUCGAGGCGAAGCGAAAGGAGCGAAUCAAAUGUCUCGAGAGAAUCCGCGUCAAAACAACCAAAUACCGCAACCGCUUCCUCCUCGUCCACCAAAAGGAUUUAGGCCCCUUUGUCAAUCAGAAGGUCCUUAACAACCUAGCCAAGUCGUUCAGAGCUCAACUAGCAGGAAGCGCCGCUGGCAAGAAACGCGGGUCUCAGUCUCAAGGAGGGCGGCUCCAGGUCGAGCGCUCCAUUCAGGAUCUCUUGGAGAGCUUGGAGGAUGAAGCCGUGGAGGAGAGUGCAAAGUUCGUUAAGCGCGCGUACAGGGCGUGCCGUCAUCCAAGCGGCCGAAAGAUUGAGGGCGUCCCGCUGCGCGAGGGAAUCGAACUCAAACCCCAUCAGGUCGAAGGCGUUGAAUGGCUGCUUCGCUCGUUCAUGACUGGCGGAGGCAUUCUCGCCGAUGAAAUGGGUCUCGGCAAGACGAUUCAGACCCUCUGUUUCUUAUCGUACUUGAACGCAAUGAAGUUGGAAGGCCCGCACCUGAUCGUCGUCCCUCUCUCCACCGUCGGAAACUGGAUGCGAGAAGUUCAUCGCUUCACUCCGUCUCUGACUCACAUCAAAAUCUGCGGCUCCCGCGCGGAGCGGCAGCACGCCAUGGAAGAUCGAUUGGCGCAGAAGGGUUUGUAUGAUCUGUAUAUCACGACGUACGAGACGGUGAAGAGCGAGGAGGAGUUCUUCGUGGAGACGAUCCCGCACUGGCAGUGCAUUGUGUUGGACGAAGCGCAUCGCAUCAAGAACGCGUCUGGAGCGAUUCGCCACGCCCUCGACCGCGUCAUUGGCAACAUGCGCUUGCUGUUGACGGGGACCCCGCUUCAGAACAACGCAGCAGAGUUGUUCACGCUGAUCAACUUCCUGAUGCCCGAUGUCUUCCGCGACUCGCAGAUGAUUGAGCAGGCCUUUCUUGCUAAUCCGCAAGCCGGCGGCGCAGGCGCGACUGCAGUGAACAAGCGCGACUCGCCCGCAGGCCGCGGUGCGAGCUCCAGCGCGGGGAGCCAGAACGGCAAGAAGACCCCUGUCGUCGAGGUCGACACGCUCUUCCGCCAGGAAGACCUCGAAGCCAUUCGCAACCUGCUCGAUCGCGUGAUGCUCAGGCGCCUGAAGGAGCAAGCGAUUGCGCUCCCCCGGAAGUCGUUCCACUCUGUCUGGCUGCCGCUCUCGGCGCCUGCGGCUUCCUGGUACGAGAGGCUCCUGCGAAUCCGCGCGCUGCAGGAGGCGGGCAAAGACAAGCUAAGCACCAGCUCGUACCGAAAAAUGCUCGGACUGGUCAUCAAGAUGCGAAUCAUCUGUGCGCAUCCGAAGGCCAUUUGCGCGCGCGAGAGCCAGAUGCAGCGGCUCCAAGCGUUCUUCGUCGAGGAGAAGCCUGAGAUGCAGACGGAGGUCAUCGAGGCCGCGCGAGAGAUCCAGCAGGUGGAGGGCGAGGCGCACAUCACCUGCAGCGCGAAGCUCACGUUCUUGGAUAAGCUGAUGCGGCAUCUGCACACCUUGAACUGUAAAUACGUCCCUGGCUACGAGAAAGACUACGAGAAUCAUCGCCGCGAGACGGCGACGUACAAGUUCUACAAGCGCCACGAGGAAACUGUGAAGGAAGAGACGGCGGCAGGGCGCAAGCCGCCGCGUCGCCCAAAGAGAUCUGAGCUGCCAAACAUCGAAGAGUUCCAGCGCUUGCUGCGGCUGGGGCACCCGUGUCUAGCCGGGGUGCCGACAGCGGAGAACCCCGACUUUUUGGAGGAAGGCAUGUAUGCUGCAGAGUUGCAGAUGCCGCAGCCGCUCGAGUCGAGCUCCUCGUCGUCCGCGGAGGGCGAGGACGGGCUGGGGAGUCCCCUGAAUGGCGGACGACGCAGAAGCGAAGACGCCGAUAGGGAGAACGACGAGGAGGGAGAUUCUGACGCUGGCGGGAAGAAAGAGCGAACCCGAUGCCUCUUGUCGUCGCAGUCUUCGCGGCGGGAAUCCUCUUCUCGCGGAGCCGGCAGCGACAGUGGCGGCGUAAGGAAGGUGAUUGACGACGAGGAGGAAGACGAGGGCGACGUCGUGGGGUCGAAUGCAGGCCGGAACAAGAAGCGAGGGCUGGUCAUUUUCGAUGACGAUGAAGAUGAACCCGGCUCUGUCUCAACCUCCUCGUUCUCAUCUUCCUCGCCGGCGCCCAUGUCCUCGUCCACGGCUGCCACCUCGCCUGCAGCCGAGGACGCGGUGGCGAGCGCGCGCGGGCCCGCAGGGGUCUCGGAUCAGGGCGAACUCGGCGCCCCGAAGACCCCAGUGGAAGCCUCUUUGGGGGCAGUGGCGUCCUCGGCCGUGGUGAAGAACGAAGCCGCCGCGGCGGCGAACAACUCAGAGACUCGAACAGGUUCGGGAACAGCGAGUGCGGGCGACGCGGCGGGAGCCGAGGAGGGCUUGUCGACCGCCUGCUCCACCAGCAGCCCAGCCAGCACGAAGGACAACGGGGGGCGCAGUGCGCGGAUCAGCUCUGGCGACGGCGGCCGCGUGGAGGGCGAGCGGAGCGAGUCCUCCUCGGGGGCUUCAGCCGUGAGCAAAGAGAAGAAAGAGUUGAGCGCUGCGGGAGUAGUCAAGCAGGAGGCUCUGAAGGCCGAGAAACCGCAAGACGUUAAGAUGGAGAAGUGCGAAGGCAGAGAGACGCGCCGCGGGGGAACGAAGCAGGAGGAGAAAGAGGGCGACCAAACCAACCAAGACGCAGCGCAGGCGGGAGAGGAGAACAAGCAGGAGUUUGUCAUCGAUCGCACGCAACCGAAACUACAGAGGCUGCUGGUCUUCACGCAGUUUCAACUCGUCCUCGACGAACUUGAAGCCUACUGCCAUUACCGCGGGUGGAAAUACCUCAGGCUGGAUGGUUCCACCAACAAGUUCGUCCGCGAGCUGGAUAUCCGCGACUUCCAGAACGAAAACAGCACAUACUUCAUCUAUCUCAUCAGCACUCGCGCCGGAGGGCUAGGCAUCAACUUGACCGCGGCGAACCACGUCGUACUGUAUGACCAUGACUGGAAUCCCUUCAUCGAUCUGCAGGCCAUCGACAGAGCCCACCGUAUCGGCCAGCAGAGAGAAGUCCACGUGUGGAGUCUGGUCAACGAGUGGACGGUGGAGGAGCGCAUGGCUUUCCGCCGAGAACAGAAACUGCGUUUGGACAAGCUCCUGGUCCAGCAGCAAGGAGAGAGCCUGGAGGACGACGACGAAGAACAACACAAGGGCGGAGACAAAAUCUCAACUGAUGAGAUUCGCAAACUCAUGCUGCACGGCCGCAAGGCGAUUGUGGAGGUGGCGGCGAAGAACCCCACGAGCAUCACAGGAGCCUCGCUGGAGGAGUUGACAUACCGCCAGCGUCUGCCUCUCCCUGACUUGACUGAGGCCGACGGCAGGCUGUCGCGCACUGACACUUCGCUGCUGGACUCGAGUCGCAUGACCACCAACGAGGACGGAGAAUACGAUGAGUCUGGGAGUCGAGACGAGGAGAACAUGGUCGACAUCGACGAGGUGAUGAACGAAGAAGCAGAGGAAGAGAGAAAACAGGCGCAGUUGCUCGACUCAGAUACCCUCCCGCCAGAAGGCGGCGCUGGGGAGGCUGCCGGCGCAGGCUCGGGAGGCGCCGACGAAGGCUCUUCCAAAUUUGCCAACGAAGGCGAAGCAAGCGGAGGAGCGGGCGCGUCAGAAGCCGAAGCACGAGCUGAGGGCGGCAGCGGCGAGGCUGUGGAACGCGCUCCAGAGGGAUCUCGCGUCGAUGGCGACGAGGACUCCAACACGGGGAGCACGUCUGGAGGAAGAACCAAGGGGAAGCUCGAGCAGGACUUGCAGCGAGCCGGGGUUCUCUGGCGCUCAGAGAGAGAAAGAAAGAAACCCAUCGCGGUGUACGUUCCACAGGAAUUCGGCCAAAGAGAAGAACGGAAGAAAAUCAAGCACGAACAGCGGUGCUUCCUGUGCGGCAAUGGCAAGGAUUUUGAGCACUCGAGCGUUGACGCGGAUGGAAAUACAGUCAAAACAAAUCUCGGGGACUUGGUUUUCUGCAGCGGAUGCCCGCGGGCCUACCAUCGCGUGUGUGAAGGCCUGCCCAAAGACGUGAAGAAGAGUUGGAGAUGCCGCUGGCAUGAGUGCUGCCUCUGCUUCCGUAAAACGUCUCAGUGCGGAAACAUGCUCAUCCACUGUGCCAAGUGCCCAACGUCUUUCUGCUACGAUUGCUUCCCUCCUGACUACUGCCGCCACAACGUCGGGGAAGAGUACUACUCGCAACUCCGCCAGAGAGGCAUGAACGUGACUCCCCAAAACUGGAUUCUGCUGCUGUGCUCGCGCUGCAAAGCUGUUGAAGAGCAACAGACGCGCAGACGCCUCACCAAGGAGGAGAAGGAACAAGAGAAACAGCAGCAGAAGGAGCUGCGCCAGCAGCAGAAGGAACUCCAUCACGACAUGGACGCUUCGAAGAGAAAGCAGGAGAACCAACAGAGACGGCAGGAAUGCAAGCAACGUGCAGAGGAAGAAAGGCAGUUUCAGGAAGCGAAGCAGCAGAUUGACUCUCAGGACGCGAAGCAAGAGGAGGACCUGCGUCAAGCGUACCAGCACCUCUUCCCGGCGGCGUUCACGGACGAGCUUCACAAGCGAGUCGCUGCGGCCAAGUCAGCCCAGAAGGCGAGUCGGGACGCGUCGGUGGCGGUUCAGGCGCAGGCGGCAGCGGCGGCAGCGGCGGCAGCUGCUGCGGCCUCGGCAGGGAGUCUGGAAGAAGAUCAGCAGAAGAGUCUGCAGGCGGCGGCAGCGGCAGCUCAGUUGGCGGCCGCGAAUGCGAAGAAGGCGCAGACGAAGCGGCCAAUGAACCAGUUGGCGAAUAUGAAGCUCCCAGGCGCCUCGAUCUGUCUGUGCGAAAAUUGUCAUUUCCCCUGCCACGGGGUGCGCGACUACCCGGCGCCAUGCUGCUUCCCUGCGGAAGUCCAGUCGCGUUUUUUCGUCCGCGCGAGCGCCAGCGCGGCUAAGGCAAGCGCCUGCUUCUCCCCUGGGUUCGGCGAGGGCGGCAAAUCUGGGCAGGUGCAGGGCGACGACGACUUGUCGGCGUCGCCGGAUCUCUUGAAGGAGCGGGAAGAGGAGGGGCGGAAGGAGGGAGAGGACAGCAAGAAAAGCGAGGAAGCGGAAGUUUCCGGCAGCGACGGAACUCAACCGUCGCCUUCAGACGAUGGACUGGUGGGAGGCGCGUUGUUGGGCAGCUCAAAUGCGUCGCCGGGGUGCGGAAGAGGAAGGGGGGGAGGCAUAGGAGCAGUGAUGAGUCCGGACGCGCUUGCUGCUCUGGCCGUGAAAGUCGGACUCUCCGCUGAGACGCUUGCGAACGGCGUUGACUCCGCUACCGCCGCCCAAAUCACGACGGCCGGCGGCGGCCCAGAAAACCUCCGCUUCCUGCAUCGCCAAGUCUGCGGCUGCUGCGGAGAGUGUCGAACAGGCAAACGCGGACAUCUCAGAAAACACUGCCCGGCUCUCCCCGCGGAGGAGAAAGAAAAGUAUGCUGAACGACGGGAGAAGAUGGAUCAACUGAUUCAAAAGAUCAAGCAACAUCCGCCGAUUCCUGACACUUCGAACGUGAACGGCUAUGCGGGCGCCUCGCCCCAGCGGCUCAAAUGGUACUUCCAGCAGUACCAAGAUCAAGCGGAUCGUAUCCUGGAAGAGGCGAUGGCCGCUCUGGGCCUUCAAGCGGCGGUCGCCCCGCGGGCAGCGGGCCACCGGCGGUCGGCCGGAGGGGCUCACGGCGUCGGGGGCUGCCCUGCGACCGGUUUGCAGCGGACGCCCUCGCAGCUGACGCUGCAGCAGCAGGACGGGGCUUUGACUGUCGUGGGCGAAGGGGCUGCAGCCGGCGGCCGGAAAAGGAACGCGGAUUCGGGCCAGAGCCUGCUGGCGGGAGCGCCGAGUGCGAAGAAACAAAGUGUGGUGGGCAAGCACCCGAGUGGCGGCCCCAAGAGCGGAGGCCGAGACUCGUCGACUGGCGGCAGCGACGUCGAGGUGGUGGGUGUGGCCCGUGCGAACAGUGCGGCCUCGUCGGGGGCAGGGGGGGGGAAGGGAAGCGGCGAAGGCAAGGCAGCGAGAGGCAGCAAACUCGCGGCGACGAAUCCGUGGAGCAGCGGUCCCCAGCCUUCAGGUGCCGCGUCGAGUGGAAAAGACGGCGGACUGACGCCGAAGACACUUCUCAAGAGCGUGGGCAACGCAGCGGCCCAGGUGGGUCAGGGUGGAGGCUGCGGGAUGCAGCCAGCGGUCUUCCCGGGGUCAGGAUUGAAGCGCCCUCUGAGCGAGGCGAGCAGGGGCAGCUGGCCCGCGAGCGGCGGAGAAGUCACGGCCAGCGGAGGAAGCACAGACAGCAGCCCAAGCAGUGGCGAGGCGUUGCCACAGAAGCGGCGCAAGCCGCCGUCGCCAAAGGGGGGAGGCGCGGGGGCUGAGGCCGGCGGUCGUGCGAAGAAAGCGAGUGAAGGAGCCUCUGUGCUUGGCGCGGCUUCGGGGAGCGGCGCGCCUAACUGUGGCAAUAGCUCGGCAACGGGACUAAAUGCUGUCACGCCUGUUAAACAACAGCAGUCGAUUCUGGAGUUUUUCUGUGCGCGAAAUACGAAAGGAGCGAACACGGUGGGGGCGGGGGGGCCGAUGGCUGCUCUGGCCGCCCUCGCUACUGCCAAACAACGCGCUGGCGUCGGAGGGGGGGUGACUCCUGGUGCAGGAAACAAAGCUGUUUCAUAG
Besnoitia besnoiti is the source of this 7731-nucleotide messenger RNA. RefSeq lists its product as uncharacterized. The record is from RefSeq and is a predicted model, not a curated record. Gene Ontology annotation, molecular function: ATP binding; DNA binding; ATP-dependent chromatin remodeler activity. The transcript has 15 exons. NCBI's taxonomy places the organism in Eukaryota, Apicomplexa, Conoidasida, Eucoccidiorida, Sarcocystidae. Gene Ontology annotation, cellular component: nucleus. The coding region runs from base 1 to 7731 and encodes 2576 amino acids.